GCCUGUUUGGAUGUGGAAACAGCGACCUGAAACAGGGGCUCAGCUGUAAGGUGAUGGAUCGGUACCUACUCCUUGUGAUCUGGGGGGAAGGAAAAGUCCCGUCGGCGGCGGGUGAAGAGGCGGAGCAUGGUCCAGGGGCUUCGCCGGUUGAGGGUACUGAAAAGCAGCCAGACUUAAGGGCAGCAAAUGUUUAUCACCUCCUGAAAAGAAGCAUUAGUGCUUCACUUAAUCCAGAAGAUAGUACUUUCCCUGCCUGUUCAGUGGGUGGUAUACCUGGUUCCAAGAAGUGGUUCUUUGCAGUGCAGGCAAUAUGUGGAUUUUAUCAGUUUUGUAGCUCUGAUUGGAAAGAGAUUCAUUUUGGUACAGAAAAAGAUGAAAUUGAAGAUGUUCUUCAAACAAAUAUCGAAGACUGUCUGAGUGCUGUUGAGUGUUUUGAGGAAGAAGAUAGUAACAGCAGGGAGUCAUUAUCCUUGGCUGACCUAUAUGAGGAAUCUGCAGAAAAUUUGCAUCAGUUAUCAGACAAACUUCCUGCUCCUGGUAGAGCAAUGAUAGAUAUAAUACUGUUGCCUUCUGACAAAGAUCCUCCGAAAUUGAGAGACUGUUUACCUCCUGUAGGAGCCUUAAAACAUUUGAAGGAAUGGUAUUCUGCGAAAAUUACUAUAGCAGGAAAUCACUGUGAAAUAAGUUGUCAGAAAAUUGCAGAAUACCUUUCUGCUAAUGUUGUAUCUUUAGAAGAUCUCAAAAGUGCUAUUGAUUCAAAGGAGUUGUGGAGGGGGAAGAUUCGGAUAUGGGAAAGGAAGUUUGGAUGUGAAAUUAGCUUUCCUGAAUUUUGUUUAAAGGGAGUCACGCCUAAGAAUUUUAGUACAUCUAAUUUAAAAACUUGCUUUCUUGACAAAAAGAUAAUACCAUCAAAGGAUAAGAAUAUUUUGCCAAAGGUUUUUCAUUAUUAUGGCCCUGCUUUAGAAUUUGUGCAGAUGAUAAAGUUAACAGAUCUACCCUCCUGCUAUAUGUCGGACAUUGAAUUUGAGUUAGGAUUGACAAAAAAUAAUACCAAACAGAAUUCCAAGUUAAUGCUGGAGCAGAUUUCUUCUCUGUGUGGCAAGAUUGGUGCUCUUUUUGUAUUACCAUGUACCGUUAGUAGCAUACUUCCUCCACCUCCCAACCAACUCAGUUCAAGAAAAUGGAAGGAAUAUAUGGCUAAAAAGCCUAAGACAAUCAGUGUUCCAGAUGUCGAAGUGAAAGGAGAGGGUUCUAGCUAUUACCUCUUGUUACAAGGUGGUGAAAACAGAAAGUGUAAAGCCACACUGAUUCACUCAGCCAACCAGAUCAAUGGCUCAUUUGCACUCAGUUUAAUUCAUGGGAAGAUGAAAACAAGGACAGAAGAAACCAAACUGAACUUUCCUUUUGACUUCUUGUCACUUCCACAUUUCUCUGGAGAGCAACUAAUACAGAGAGAGAAACAGUUAGCUAAUGUUCAGGCUUUGGCUUUGACAGAAUGUUUGAAAAGGAGAAAGUUGGCCAAGCAGCCUGAAGUCUUUUCUGUUGAUGAACUCAAAAGUCUGUUAACACUCAAACGGAAAUGCUUUUUAGAUAAUUUUGAUGCUAUUGUUCCUAAAACAAUUCUAAUGAAGACAGACAAAACCUCAGGCAACACCUCCAGUAUGUCAAAUGACACCAGUUCAGUAGAAGCUAUUUCUUCAAGUCUAGUGGAAACCAAUCCUCUGGAGUGGCCAGAAAGGCAUGUUCUUCAAAAUUUGGAGACUUUUGAAAAAGCUAAACAGAAAAUGAGAACUGGCUCAUUACCUCGUUCAUCUGAACAGUUGCUGGGCCACAAGGAGGGUCCGCGGGAUUCAGUCACGUUAUUGGAUGCUAAAGAAUUGCUGAAAUUCUUUACUUCAGAUGGAUUACCAGUUGGAGAUCUUCAACCUUUACAGAUUCAAAAGGGGGAAAAGACUUUUGUUCUGACACCAGAACUUAGUCCUCGGAAACUUCAGGGUUUACCUUUUGAAAAAGCCUCUGUGUGUCAUUAUCAUGGAAUUGAAUACUGCUUGGAUGACCGAAAGGCACUAGAAAGAGAUGGGGGAUUUUCUGAACUUCAGUCUCGUCUUAUUCGUUAUGAAACUCAAACUACCUGCACCAGAGAAAGUUUUCCAGUGCCUACUGUGCUGAGCCCUCUUCCAUCUCCUGCACUUUUAUCAGAGCCUGGAAGUGUCCCUGAUGGGGAAGCUUUACAAAGUGAACUCCGGACUGAAGUAUCCCGAUUAAAAAGGAGACCAAGAGAUCUGAAUUGCCUUUAUCCCCCCAAAAGACUUGCAAAAUCUGAAAGUUCAGAUUCUCUUCUUUGUCAGACAAGUGGCAACAGUAAUCACCAUCAUCACUCAGUGACAUCCAGAAAGCCACGGGCAGAGAAAUCAUUGUCUGUGACUUGUCCGUCUGUUCCAGUUCUUGGCUCUGAAACUCCCAAAGUCACUACAAAGGCCAGUUCAGGUCAAAAAAAAGUGCACGAAUCAAAAAUAUCAAGGCCAACUAAGGAAUCAAGAUCACAGAAACACACACGGAUACUGAAAGAAGUAGUUACUGAAACCCUGAAGAAACACAGGAUUACGGAGGCUCAUGAAUGUUUCACUGCAUGCAGUCAGCGUCUCUUUGAGAUCUCUAAGUUCUAUCUGAAGGAUCUUAAAACUUCAAGGGGCCUAUUCGAAGAAAUGAAGAAAACAGCAAACAACAAUGUUGUUCAGGUGAUUGAAUGGGUAUUAGAAAAGACAAGCAAGAAAUAACACAGGAUCAUUCUCUUUGGAUAAUUAUAAAUUGGACAAAGCUAUUAUUUAUUACUUCCUUCCUUAGUUUGAAAAUCACAAAUUUCAAACUUUAUUCAAAGGAUAGGUGUUACAUCUUUAAAGAAUUUUAUAAAUAUCCUAUAUUUAUAUAGUUUUGAGGAUAGGCGGUUAAUGUAUUUUUAAUUGUGUACUUAUUUUAUAGUUCUACUAUAUUUUAAUUUUUAAAGUUAACAUUUUUCUAUAUGUUUUAAAAAUUUUACUCUUGGUUAUUUAAUUAUUCCAAUAAAUAGAAAAAGAUAUUUCUUUACUUCUUGGUAAAUGUCUUUGUUGUUAAGCAUAUUUAAAUUACGAAGUCUUAAGUAAGACAUUGCCAAUGGCUUUUCUCAUAUGUUGGGCCAGCAUGAUUGGCCCCUGAUUUAGAAAGUAUUGGCUAAAAAAUUCACACAAUUGGCCAUGUUCCUUUACCCCUGCCCUGGAGCCGCUGCUGUUGGAGCUGUUAAUGUUUAUUUGGGAUCAAAAUUGAAGAAAGAGCAAAAUUGUGAAAAUAAGACAUAGUGAAAAUGACUAAGUACAAACUCCCAGAAAAAAAUAUCUUUUCUCAUGGCAGAAAAUCUGGAAAGUGUGGGAAAUGUGGAAAUACAAAGAAGAGUGGGAAAAAUUUCCAACAUUGUCCUCACUAUAGGUAACACUGUGUUUAAAAUACUUUUGAAAUUGGGGUCAUACGUGUGUGUGUUUAUAUGUGUAAUAUGUGUGUAUAUAUGUGUAUUAAUUUAUAGCCUGCUUUUCACUUAACAAUGUGAUAUAACAAUAUGAUAUAACUUAAUAAUAUGAAAUGAACUUUAUAUCAUAUAUCAUUAUUUUAAUAAUUGCAUAAUACAAAUGAACCACAAUUGUGUAACCAUUGUUGG
Molecule: messenger RNA, 3685 nt
Organism: Camelus dromedarius (Arabian camel)
Lineage: Eukaryota; Metazoa; Chordata; Mammalia; Artiodactyla; Camelidae
Gene: MTBP
Product: MDM2 binding protein
Exons: 22
Coding region: 54-2777 (907 amino acids)
Biological process (GO): regulation of protein ubiquitination; traversing start control point of mitotic cell cycle; protein localization to kinetochore
Cellular component (GO): kinetochore
Source: RefSeq, a predicted model, not a curated record